CCGCGACAUUCGACAUGGUCAUGGAGGACCGAUUAAACACCGGUGCAAAGGAGAUCCACGACCUCCCUUCGGCCUUACCUGCCAUCCCUUCCCUUGCGUUUGACAAACAGUGGUGGGAGCGCUCGGUCCAUUCGCCCUUUCCUCUCACGGGGACCAGGAGAACACCGGACGAGCCGUAUCCCCGAACCUAUGGCCCUCAUAUGCUCAGUAUGACCUAUGCCCUGGGCAAUGGGACCAUGCCUGGCAGUGCGACCGGAAUGGACAUGUCGAAUCGUCGAUCCAGCAGUCUUGGAGCAGAAUCCUCGUCGACAGGAACGAUCGAUUUGCCCCCCGAGAGCCCAUACUCGACCACCAACUCCGUUGGGUUCGGAAGCCAAAGCUCGCCUGCUGCCAUCAAGCGCGAAUCAGUACCCCCUGUCCCACCUUCCCCCAAUUGGAUCAAUGGACAAACUUAUUCCACGUCACCCAACUCUCUACGACUCGAAAGAGUCAAUAGCAACACCAACAAUGGCGGCGGAGCUACCGCGGGCGCUAAUAGUGCAAAAGACCCUAGCCCACCCCCCACCGCGAGUACGACCAAAUCCACCGAAUCGGAGGAUCGUCUACUACCCCAAACUCGAGCCACAGCUAGCCGAAAGCGGGCGGACGAUGACCUCAUCUCUCAUUCUUUCCGCACCGAAGGCGAAUGGCGCCGCCGUGCAGUUCUCGACAAUAUUCUCAAUGCCGAAUUUUUACUCGAUAACCUUAUGGAGCCCAACAAUGCGGGUCCCAACGAUCCAUUGACAAUGGGCCUCGGUCCAGUGGGCAAGAGCGUGUACGCGGUGUUCUUGGAGCAGGUUGACCGGAGUCAGUGGAAGUGCUUGUUCGGGGAUAAGGAACAUCCAUGUGGAAGCCAGGCUACAAGCUUCAAGCGUCUCGAGCGGGCUCUGGACCACGGUGGUAUACUUAUCCUACCUGCAGCGACGCCCGUUUCUUCGCAAAGUCUCACCUCCAGGACCAUGUCAAGAGGACAGAAAGUGCACGAUGCGAAACCUG
Messenger RNA from Acaulospora colombiana, 1035 nucleotides. Lineage: Eukaryota; Fungi; Glomeromycota; Glomeromycetes; Diversisporales; Acaulosporaceae. The record is from the annotation of a GenBank genome assembly.